Messenger RNA from Cuscuta campestris, 3056 nucleotides. The record is from the annotation of a GenBank genome assembly. Lineage: Eukaryota; Viridiplantae; Streptophyta; Magnoliopsida; Solanales; Convolvulaceae.
AUCAAUUUGAAGUAAAAUAGAAGACAGCAUGACGACGAGGAGCAGUGCAGCGAAGAAAAUGGCGACCAGAGUCCCGGUAGAUGACGAUGAUGAUUUCGUGGACAAGAUUCCAAUAAUAAAGACCAUGAAUCUAGUGAAAACCACCACGGGGCGAGUCUACAAAAGGUUGUGUGAUGAAGAGAUUUUGGUUGGGAAAACACGACUUAAGGUCACUUGUUUUUGUAAUCUUUGUGUGGGUUCAACUACUGUUAAAGGUGUGGUUAGUGCUUCAGAGAUGGCUGAACUGAAGGCUUCUGCAUUUGGUAUUUUCUUCAAACUUGGGAAGAUAAAGUGGGUGAAUGGUCAAUUGUUGAUUUUAUUAGCUUUAAAUCAUGUGGAGCCCAUUAAGAAGAGUGGAGAGGUAGAUAGACUAAAGUUGCACAUUGGAGAUAGGAUAGUGGAGUUUAAGAAGACGGAUUUUGCAUUGAUUACUGGGUUGAAGUUUGGAAGGGAGAGUCAGUUUGAAGAUACUGACCUGGAAAAGGCAAACGACAUCAGUACAAGGUAUUUCAAUGGGAAAAUGAGCGUGAGCCGUAAAGAAGUGGAAAAUGUGUUCAAAGGUAUCGGGAAUGGAAGAGAUAAGGGACAGUUGGAUGCUGUAAAAUUGGCUUUACUGAACAUCAUUGUAAACCAUGUGGUGGGUAACCAAGGAGAACAUUGCCGGUUUACGUUCCCCGGCUUCCUAUUUCCACUACAGGUUUGGGCGUUUGAGACUUUCCUGUCUUUGAAAGAAAAUGAAAUUUGCGUUACGGGAGAAGACAGGAGCGGAUUGUGGUCAAGGGCAUUACGAUGGGAGACAGGGGUGCGCCCAAUGCAUGACCUGCUGGAGGGUUCUAUUUUCGGCACGGAAGAGGAAAGUGUUCAAUGGAAUGAGAUGGUUGCCACGACAUCGGAGAAAGAAAUAGAGAACAUUGCAAUGUUAUUCUCUGUUGGAGAUUCAAGGAAAGUGAAUCAUGAGGAGAUUAAUGUUCAGCGAAAGGGGAAAGGAAAGGUUGUGAUUCGGAAGAAGGCACAGGUGAAGAAGAUGGAGAAGAAGACGGAGAGGUCAGGCAACGGUACUCCAAGAGGGACAGCAAAGAAAGAGAAAAAUGUUUUGGGAGACGCUCGUGAGAAUGAACCUUCCUUGAGAGAUAUAAUGACAACAUUAGUGCUUAUGGAAAAGCGAAACUUGAAGAUGCGCAUGGAAGUUACUAAGUUGAGAAUUGCAGUAAAUGCCCACACCCGUCUUCUGAAUGGGUAUAUAUCGAGGAAGAGAACUGGUAAGCGAUGGCAUACGAGUAAAAAGCACACAACCGAGGAUAACAACAUACCUAGCUUUGAUUUAGGAUUUGAGAGUCAAUGGAAGAAUGAUGCCACAGAACAUGAUGUGUCCGAUGAUGUUUGGGAGGAGGAUCUGAAUGUGGAAGCUGAGAUUGGGACCCAACCGGGUUCGUGUGGUAAUGACCUUCAGGAUCCGUUGAAUGACAUUAGUACACAAGAAGUUGAGGGCAGAUGGUUGAAGACAUUACAUAAAUUGGGGCUCGGGAAACAAUCUGAGAAAAGUGUGGAGAAUCAGGAGUGCGAAAAGGGCUCGACGAGUAUGGUUAAAGACGGCAUGCAGUCGGGCGAAGAGGGCAAGGACGUGGUUGUUGAGGAUGUUCCAUGUACUGGUGUGGACGAACCCAAAGAAGCAUCACCAAUGAUUGUAGAAGUGUCUGCUUCUGAUAUGAAUGGUCAGGAAAAUGAAAUUGAAGUAGAUGUUGCAGGAUUCACCGACAAGGUCGAGACCGCAUCGCAAGAAUUGCAGGAGUUACCCGAGGAUGCAAUUUUUUUCCCAACCGCGGAGAACCUGGAUGAGAAAGAAAAGAAUCCAAAGGAUGUGGUGUUGGGGCCGGGUACUGGCUGUGAUUUGCCAAGAGCCGUGUGUGAAGACGUUAACGAUUCUGGAGAUGAUGAUGAGGUGUUGAAUGACGAACCAUGUACACAGAUUGUGGUGUAUGAAGCACCGAUGGUGAGUGAGGCACCGCCAGAUUUGAAGUUAAAGCAAAAGAGGCCCUUUAAGUGUCCAGAUCGGUUCACUGCUGAUGAUUUAGUUGUGCGACGUAAAACAAAAAGGGUGAGAACAGAGAGUGUUUGUGUAGUGCGAUUUGGGGGGGAUGAAGAUGAGUUCAUGGGUCCAUUCCCAUCAGACCCGAACGAGAUGCCUGCUCAGGAGGAGUUAAUGAAGCAUCUAGAUGUCAUAUUCUACUACCUUAGAAUGAAGGGAGUAGAGUUUGGGUUGGAGCAGCGGUACAUGACAACAGACACCCCAUUUCUUGUAUUGUUGAACACAUUAUGUGGGAGGUAUAUGAAGAAGGAACUAACCAUUGAGCAAGCAACGCGUAAUAGGUCAGUAAGAAGCACGAUCAUGGGAGGGAAGGUGGAAUAUGGUCUACCGUGGCAGAGUGCAGAUUUUGUAUACAUGCCGCUGAAUACUAGGAACCACUGGACAUUGUUGGUGUUGGACAUUAAGCAGAAAUUAAUUAGGACAUAUGACUCGAGCAUCAGGAGGAGUGAUUCAAAAAGGAAGAUAGGUCCGUUUCUGCCAUGCCUCCAAAUGUUCCUGCCUAAGAUAAUGGAUAGGUUGGGGGUGUAUGACGGACGGGAGGAAGGUCCAGUUGGAGAUGAUGUCCUAGCGGUUGAAGCUGGAGCGUGCUACCCCCAACAGAACGACAUGUCAAGUUGUGGGAUGUUCGUGGUGAAGAUGGCUGAAUUUCUGAUGAUGGGGUGUGAUGUGGGGGAUAUGGAUGAUCAUGAGAUCGCUGAAUACAGGAAGAAAAUGACAGUGGAGUUGUUGGCAUACUCUGCCGUCUACACCUGUUUUGUUUCUAAUAUGCAUGUAUUCAAAGACCUGUUUUGUUUCUAAUAUGCAUGUAUUAUCGAGACCUCUGUUAUUUUGAAUUAAACAUUCGAAUUAGGUGGUUGUUUUUUGAUAGAUUUGUUGAUGGUAUUUGGCAAGUUAUGGACGUGCAUGGUUUGAAAAAAUAUUUAGGUUUGGU